Quercus lobata is the source of this 3150-nucleotide messenger RNA. RefSeq names its product G-type lectin S-receptor-like serine/threonine-protein kinase At1g11410. The coding region runs from base 425 to 2470 and encodes 681 amino acids. Gene Ontology annotation, cellular component: plasma membrane. The record is from RefSeq and is a predicted model, not a curated record. The transcript has 8 exons. Gene Ontology annotation, molecular function: protein serine/threonine kinase activity; ATP binding. NCBI's taxonomy places the organism in Eukaryota, Viridiplantae, Streptophyta, Magnoliopsida, Fagales, Fagaceae. Gene Ontology annotation, biological process: recognition of pollen; protein phosphorylation.
CCCGCCACAAGUCCUAUUACUGUUCUCUUCAUUAGAAAAAAUGAUGAAUCCUGCUAAAGGGAAUACAACAUUGCUUCUUCUCUCCCUUCUUCUUGUUUGCCCAAUCUGCACUUCCCUUGACACCAUAACACCAGACCAACCCCUCAAGGAUGGUGAUGAUCAACUUCUACUCUCAAACCAAAAAACCUUUGCACUUGGGUUUUUCAGCCCCGGCAGUACCAGUCGCCGCUACGUUGGAAUUUGGUAUAACUAAAUCACCGAACGAACCAUUGUGUGGGUUGCAAACAGAGACACUCCUCUCAAUGAUAAAUCCGGAGUCCUCUCCAUCAACGGUAAGGGAAACCUUGUACUCCACACCCAAAACCAAACCACUCCUAUUUGGUCCACCAAUGCUUCUUUUUCUGUCUCAUCCACAAAUAAUUCUAUGGCUAAGCUCUUAGAUAUAGGAAAUCUUGUUUUGGUUCAACAAGACAGCCAACGUGUUACAUGGCAAAGUUUUGAUUAUCCCACCAAUACUCUGCUUCCGCUUAUGAAACUUGGGCUGGACCGGCAGACCGGGUUGAAUCGGUUCCUAACAUCUUGGAAGUCCAAAGAUGACCCGGGAAUUGGCAACCAUUCAUUUCGAAUGGUUCCAACUGGGUACCCUCAGGUGAUCUUAUACAUGGGUCAGACUCUAUUAUGGCGUAUGGGAUUUUGGAAUGGCGUAACAUGGAGCGGUGUACCCAAAAUCGCAUCACCUUACUUCAGAGUUAGCUUUGUGAAUAAUCAAGAUGAAAGCACCUUUAUGUACAGUAUUAUUCCAAAUUUACCCACCAAAGUUAUUGUUAAAAUGGUGGUGGAUGAAUUAGGAAUUGUGGAACGGUCCUUAUGGCAGGAGACUACAUGGGUCCAAUAUUGGUCCGCCCCACAAGGGUGCUUUCCAGGAUUUGAACCCAAGUCAUCUCGUGAUUGUAUGAGGGAAAAGCAAGGAGUGUCCAUGUGCAACAACGGAGAAGGGUUCGUGAAGUUGGCACAUAUGCAGGUGCCGGAUACUUCAAUAGCACAUGCAAACAUGAGUUUGAGUAUGAAAGAGUGUGAGCAAAAGUGUUUGAGGAAUUGUUCUUGUAUGGCUUAUGCAAGUGCAAAUGAGAGUGUGGGAGGGAUUGGUUGCUUGACAUGGCAUGGGGACUUGGUGGACACAAGAACAUCUCCUGAAGGAGGACAAGAUUUAUACAUACGUGUGGAUGCGGUUGUAUUAGCUCAAUAUGCUAAGAAAAAUGGUCUUACUCAGAAAAAGAGGAUGCUGGCAAUUCUGGGAGUUUCUGUUGCUAUAAUGUUUCUUCUUAUAGUCUCAGUUGUGUAUUGUUUUGUAAUGAAGAAGAAAAAAGAGAAGAGGCAUAACACAUAUUCAUAUAGUGCUAACUCCACUUUACAAUACUUCGAAGACUCUCCAAGUAGAAGGGACCUUGAUGGAGCUAGAAGAAAUUCAAAUUUGCCAUUAUUUGAUCUAGGAACCAUUGUUGCAGCUACAGAUAACUUCUCUAUUGCUAACAAGCUUGGCCAAGGUGGUUUUGGCCCUGUUUAUAAGGGUUUGCUACAAAAUGGAAUGGAAAUAGCAGUAAAAAGACUAUCAAAAUGCUCUGGACAAGGAAUAGAACAAUUCAAAAUGGAAUCUGCACUAAUUGCUAAACUCCAACAUAGGAACCUUGUGAGAAUUUUAGGUUGUUACAUUCACAAAGAAGAGAAGAUGUUGAUCUAUGAGUACUUGCCAAAUAAAAGUUUGGACUUUUUCAUUUUUGAUGAAACAAAAAGGUCAUGUUUAGAUUGGGAAAAGCGAUUUGAGAUUAUUUGCGGAAUUGGUCGAGGGAUCUUAUAUCUUCAUCAAGACUCAAGAUUAAGAAUUAUCCAUAGAGAUUUAAAGGCCAGCAAUGUUCUACUUGACAAUGCAUUGAAUCCAAAAAUUUCAGAUUUUGGUAUGGCAAGAAUUGUUGGAGGGGACCAAUUUGAAGCUAAUACAAAUUGCGUCGUUGGAACAUAUGGUUAUAUGUCACCUGAGUAUGCAAUGCAAGGACUUUUUUCAAUAAAGUCUGAUGUAUAUAGCUUUGGAGUGUUGCUACUGGAGAUCAUUACUGGGAAAAGGAAUAGUACUUACCAUCAUGAUGGCCCUUCCUCAAAUUUGAUUGGACAUGUUUGGGACCUAUGGAGAGAAGACAAUUCCAUGAAAAUAGUCGACCCGUUACUAGAUGAGACAUACCCUGCUAAUGAAGUUUCAAGAUGCAUUCAAAUUGGACUUUUGUGCGUGCAAGAACAUGCAACAGACCGGCCAACCAUGUCAACUAUUGUUUUCAUGUUGGGUAAUGACACUCCCCUUCCUUCUCCAAAAAGACCUGCAUUUAUUUUGAAGGGUACUUACAAUAGUACAGACAGAUCAACUAAUGCAGCAUCUAAUUCUAUAAAUGAAAUAACACUUUCUAAAAUUGAUGGUCGUUAAAACCCCAAACUAUUUGAAGCAAGUGCACAAAUAUUCCAUUACAACAUAGGAUCGAGUGCACAAAUAACACUUUCUACUCUACAUUACUACUUUUUUUUUUUUUUUGGUAUGAAUAAUUGGAAAUAAUGUAUGCACUGUAAAAUUAUUACAAAAAAGAAGAUAAUAUAUAAUAUUACACAAACUAUUAUUGUCCAGAACUUGUGAUGAAAUCACUACCAUCUCCUUUAGCCUUUUCUUUCAAGUGGUUUUUGAAAUUAAUAUACAAAAAGUUAACUGCGUAUAUAUGAUCUGUGGAGAUAACUUCAUUGGUUUUCAAAAAACAAUGUCCAAAGUUAUAAAGAUCUUUUCUUUUGGUGUGAAAUUUACUAAGUUUAUCCAUGAAGAUUUAAAAGAGGAACGCUGAAUGCAUAAUACUGGAAUUUAAUUUGGAUUUCAAGGUGUUUUACUCAAAACGGAACCAUUGUAUUUAUGAAUUGUGCCAAGCCUAUUGAUAUGCUCGGGUAUGGCUAAUAUUUUUAACUUAAAGAGCACUUCAACCAAGACAAUAUUACAAAAUAAGUUAGAACAACAGUUUAUAACUUUGAUGGCAAAUCCUCUUGUACAGCAAGGAGAAGUGUGAAAAAAUGGAUGACAAUAAGUUGUAAUCAUUUCCUCAUUUUUGCUUAAAUUUGGCCCAAUUC